Monosiga brevicollis MX1 is the source of this 2774-nucleotide messenger RNA. RefSeq lists its product as uncharacterized. Gene Ontology annotation, biological process: peptidoglycan turnover; amino sugar metabolic process. The transcript has 9 exons. Gene Ontology annotation, molecular function: ATP binding; phosphotransferase activity, alcohol group as acceptor; nucleic acid binding. The record is from RefSeq and is a predicted model, not a curated record. NCBI's taxonomy places the organism in Eukaryota, Choanoflagellata, Craspedida, Salpingoecidae. The coding region runs from base 1 to 2514 and encodes 837 amino acids.
AUGCUGGUGGUGGGAUUGAUGAGUGGCACAUCCUGUGAUGGCAUUGAUGCAGCACUGGUGGAUGUGCCGGCCGAUCUGGCCCAGGGUCGACGUCCGGCCCCGGGUGCCGUCCGCUUGAUCGCGCAUACCACCGUUCCCUAUGAAUCAGACCUCCAGCGCCGUCUGCGGACGCUCAGCUCCGCUCAGGCCGCCGUCACGCUGGCCGAGAUCUGCCGGCUCAACGUCAUGCUUGGCCAAGCCUUUGCUGCCGCCGUCCACUCGUUGAUGGAUUCGCCGGCCACCAACCAGGCCGGCAUCUCCCUGCGCGACGUGGACCUCAUCGGUAGCCAUGGACACACUGUAUGCCACCUGCCGCCAGGCGCAGAAGGUUCCACCGCCCCUGAGGCUGUUGAUGCUGCCAACACCAUUUGUGGCACCAUGCAACUUGGCGAGGCCGCGGUCGUGGCUCAUGACACGGGAUGCGUCGUCAUUUCAGAUUUUCGCACCCCCGACCUGGCGGCCGGUGGCCAAGGUGCCCCGCUCAUCCCCUUUGUCGACCAACUCCUCCUGGCCGAGGCCGGCCGAGCCCGUGCCAUCGUCAACAUUGGAGGCAUAGCCAACAUCACGCUUCUGACCGCCAACGGCAGCGUUGUGGGCUUUGAUACUGGCCCUGGCAACAUGCUUGUCGACAUGGCCGUGGCGCGCCUCAUCUCCGCCGACCUUCGAUACGACCCCGAAGGCUCCCUGGCACGGCAGGGUCAGAUACAGACUGCUCUUCUCGAACGUCUCCUGCAACAUCCCUUUUUGCAACGAACGGGCCCAAAGUCGACGGGCCGCGAAGACUUUGGUGCCUUAUACCUCGAUCAAAUCCUCCGCGAGGAUCUUGUUGGCACCCUGGCCCCGCAUGACGUGCUAGCCACCCUAACUGAAUUUACCGCCGUUACCAUUGCCUCGGGCAUUACCCUGGCCAUCUCCAAUGAAGAGAACGGCCAAUCCCCACCAGCCUCGGGCUCUGAUGCACUCCAAGUCCUCGUCGCCGGUGGAGGCGUGCACAACCUUUUUCUCAUGGAGCGUCUGCAGCAUCACCUACCCCAUGCCACCGUUGCAAGCUACGAAGCCGUUACGGGCUUGAGUGCAGAUGCCCGGGAGGCCGUUUGCUUUGCCCUGCUGGCUGUGCACGCUUAUCACCGUGUCCCAAAUACCCUUGCCAGCACUACGGGUGCAUCAUGCCCGACCAUUGGCGGCAAGAUCUCCUACCCCCCGCCUGCCCGCGUGGCACAGCACACCAGGCGGCGCUCCUCGCAGACUCGUCCCCGGGGUACCCCAGCCGCUGCCGGACCUCUUGCUGCACCUCGCACGAUCUCGACAGCGGCGGCCCAGCCCCCCAACUGGACGGCGCCCAAUCCCAUGGCUCUCCCGCUAGGACCCGACAGCGAGCUUUCCCUACAAGGAUCGCCUCAAUUAGCCUACAUGCUCACCUAUGGCUCGUACAUGAGCCCUCGUUCUAGCGUUCGUGGACCCGUUGUUCCAGGCCUUCCACCUGCACUGAACACGACUGUAGCACCACAGCGGGUGGCCACUACCCAGCCCUUGAAUGCUGGUCUGACCCGUGUUGAAGGCUUGAUGCCGGUCUCUGUUUGCCAGCUGCGCUCGGCCACCAAGAACGGCGAGCACUAUCGUCUCAAUAAUCAGGACAUCGACAAGGUGAUGAUCGUCGGUGUCAUUCGCAGCGUGGAUGCAAGGGCAACUCGUGUCACCUACACCGUCGAAGACCACACUGGUGCCAUCUCAGCCACGCGGUGGUCUAGCAACGCCGGCGAUGAGGAGGAAUCCUCGGCUGCGCCCGAUCUCUAUCGCGAGAACGACUACGUGCAGGUCGUUGGACAGCUUCGCUCAGACAAUGAGAACAACUUGCAACUCACGGCGUACAACAUCUCCAAGCUGACCAACGGCAAUCAGCUGACCCAUCACCUCAUCAGCAUCGUUCAUGCCCAUCUCCGCCUGACCAAACCGCUGUCUAUUGUGUGUCACCUGCUGCAUCAUCAAGCCAGGCGUUGCCGAAUACCAGGCAUCCCUUGCAACUUCUCACAACAAUGCCUUUGUGUGCCUGUUGAAAUAGGACGCCAACGCGCUGGCUGUGGCCCUGGGUACAACCUCCAACAAUGCCAACGAUGCCAACGGUACGCCCAUCGAUUUUUUAGUUGUGGCCGUAACUGGCAGUGGAGCGCAUGGUGGGCUGGGCCGGUGCGUCAACUCAACGCUGCUCUCCAUGCAACGAGUGCAGCCGUGAAGAUCAAAACGGAGGACUACAGCGCUGGCAACAGCGCCAUGAUGACCGACUCGGACGUGUCUGGUCCCGAUGGCAAGGUCUUGCAGGCGUUCCGCCACACGACAGAGGAGGCUGGCAUGUCCAUUGAAGCCGUCGUUGCCGUGACUGGGCUGCCCGAGUCCACCGUCAGGAGUGCCAUCGACACAUUGUCCUCAGAAGGUCAAAUCUACUCAACCAUUGACGACGAGCAUUUCCUGGCGACUUAAUUUUCUUUUUUUCUUCGCAUUCCUAUGGUUUCUUUUCCGAGCCAACCUCGCAGCAGGUGCUUUGUUUAGUUGGAUUGGACCGAGUCGAGCCAAGAUGAAGCAUGAACGCUACGCGUUCUCCCUCCUUCUUCGCCUUGCUCAAUGAUUGUACACUCAUUGUUGUUUCGUUUCCAAAGAAUUCGCGUGUCGUGCCUUGUAUGCGUAUGUUCUGGCAAUGUCACGCAAGCUUUCCCAACGCCUCGGGGCUCGCUGGUCGUCUU